CUCACUUGGAACCAACUUCCAUGGGUGCAUCUCCUAUGUGCCUUACUUUUCUCCGUGCAGGCACGCAGAGUCGUGUCGUACAACUUUUCUUCACCGCAACAACACCAACAUGGCAACCGAAACAGUGUCUUCGUCGGCCGCGACAACACCCAAAAUAUCUCGCUAUAGGAGCGUCCGCCGCGCACAGGAACAGCACACGCAGCAAGUAGGGGAUUUUGACCAACAACAGUCGUCGCCUACAUCACAACCAGCGCCCACUAUGCAAUCCAUGUCCCGUAUGCCCGCCAUGUCAGAGACGCCUCCCCAGAGCGAUGCGCCGCUCAGUAGGAGCAUGAGCCGCUAUCAUCGUCGCCCACCCACCUCGCACGCGACCAGUGCUAUUCCCCCACCGAUACGCUCAAUGACCAUUCCCAAUGCUCCACCCUCGCCUCCCGAUCAACUAUCGGCUCCUGCUGUUCCGCGCAAUCGUGCUGCAAGUUCCCCGUACCAGCAGCCAGUGCAUACGGCCAACACGGGCCAGCCCCGGCCAAGGACAGCAAAACCUCGCGCAGGGCCAUCACCUCCCGUAUCCAGCUCGGAGCCACUCAGCGGCGAUGACCUUGCAAGAGACGUAUUGCAAAAGGAGAAGGAGCGCCAGCGCCAGCUGAAAGAAAAGUACGACGCCGAGGCACGCGCCAAGAGACGGGCGAGGCAAGCUGAGCUGGACAAGGUCGAGAAGCUACGCCAAGAAGAGGAAGAUGCUGCACGAGAAAAGGAACAGCGAGAGAUUGAGGAAGCUGAAGCGCUGCGUCGACAGAAAGAAGAGCUCAAGGCAGAGCAAGAGCGCGGAAAGCGACUGCAAAAGGCCGAACCUCAGAAGCUUGUUCGGCAGAGGGAAGAGGGGAUCCGCAAGGCUAAACAGGAGGAGCGGAGCUUCAAGUCACACUCGUCCUCCCCUCCAGCCUCGCCACCACGACAGCAGGAGAUUGGAUUUGGCAUGUUCAAGAGGAGAAAGGAUCCCGCCCUGGGCAUAGACGCUCCGGCUCGACCCCUAGGCCCACCGCAGCUGGCCCUCAGUCCAAGCAGUCAAGAGGAGGAGACCAUCAGGCCCGGAGGAGGAGGUGUCGUUAAGAACAUCGAUGCACCAACAUCUGCCGUGAACGCUGGUGACAGGCGCGUCACAGUCGUGUGCAACAAGAAACGCAUACUACUACCUGUUACUCCGACCACCACUCCCCUCGAUCUUAUCAAAUCUGCUGCUACAGUCCUAUCCGAGAACAUCGAAAUUCGCACGGCUGUCAUCUCUGAGCUGUUCACCAAAGUUAGCAUCACCCGCCCUCUUCGCAACUACGAAUACGUGAGAGAUGUCAUGAACUCGUGGGACCACGACACCCAGAACGAACUCACAAUCAUCGACUCCGAUAUGGACGGUAUCAACCAGGACGAUCUGCUCUCGUACAAAGUUCCUGAUACCAGGCCAGAGGGCGCGUCGUGCUUCAUCCACUAUUCUUCGAGGCCUGGAAAGUGGAGCAAGCGCCUACUUAUUCUUCGCCCCGACGGUCAGCUAGUCAUGGCGAAGAACGAAAAGGUCAAGGAAAAGGACCAGGAGAACAUCUGCACGCUUACCGACUACGACAUCUACUCCCUCACACAGCAGAAGCUGGCAAAGGUGAAGCCACCGAAGAAAAUAUGCUACGCCGUGAAGAGCAUGCAAAAGUCGAACAUCUUUGCAGAUGAGUCGCAGUACGUCCACUUCUUCUGUACCAACGACCGUAACACGGCAAACAUCUUCUAUUCGGCCCUACAAACAUGGCGAAGCUGGUAUCUCAAGCACCAAAAGGGCGAGGGACUGAAGAAGAAGACCGUGGCACAGCGUAAUGUCUCUGGUAACGCCGAGGGAGGACAUACAUCUGCUCAUGCAAGGGGUGAAUCAGUAGGGUCGCAUUACCAGCUGGGUGCUUUCUCGUCACUGCUUGACAUGGACAGUCUGAACAAACAACUGGAUUCGAUUGAAGUUCACAAGCCAGGCGAGUUCCCGGACGAUAAGCCUCUGUCCAAGCUCGACGGCAGGGGAGUGCAAGCCAGGAUGAGGUCCAUACGGGUCAAACAAACCCCUCCCACAAGACACGGUGUGGGAAAGGAGAGCGUCCGGAAACCGUCCGCACGGCGCAGCAGCUUCGAAGAGGGCGGAGAAGAAGCAUUCGCCGCUACUGGUCUCCUAGGUCGAACCUACACGGAACGACAAGCCGCUGUACAGGCUAGGGAACAACAGCAGUCGGGGCCGUUCACAGAGGGUCCGUCUCUGCUAAACAACAUGGGCCGUGCUGCUCUGGCUGCGCCAGUUGAUACUGGUAUCAAACGUAGCACUUCAGUGACUAGUAAUCACCACCGACGGACGUCCAGCGACCUCAGGCGGAGUGCUUCCAAGCGCGCGCCUGGCCUGCCGGAGCCCUUGGUCGACCUUACACCGCAGUAUCGACCACCGCCCCAGCAUCUUAACAAAGGCAAAGGCUACAACCCGGGAGCAGGCGCGGGUCCACUCGUGGAGAGUGCAACUUCGAUUGAGGAGGCUAUCAAAGUACCGUCCUCGACAGACUGGCGGGCGGGUCGUCCGGGCACACGAGGUGGACAUGGGACUUAUGGUGGCGCUGGCCUUGAACGCACAAAAUCGCUCAAGAAUCGUGGAGAGCCAUUGGCAGCGUAUACACAGAACAACCAUUCUGGAGCGCCAGAAGAUGUCAGCAAGGCAUUUACAGGCGGCGGUCUGUUGUCUCAGGCUGGUUACUCGCAGGGUAGAGAUGUGGUUGGCAGGGGUGUGAUGGAUGGUAGUAAGGCGAAGGGCCCCAUGGUGAAUCUUGCGCUGAACAGCGAGUUUGCACAGGGAAGUUUGCUUGCCGGGGUGCCGGAUGCUGCACCGAUCAUCGAUCGUAGCGUGGUUACCCAAAAAAAAACGGGCCGGUAG
Pyrenophora tritici-repentis Pt-1C-BFP is the source of this 2941-nucleotide messenger RNA. The record is from RefSeq and is a predicted model, not a curated record. Lineage: Eukaryota; Fungi; Ascomycota; Dothideomycetes; Pleosporales; Pleosporaceae.